AUGGCAGUCAACAAUUCAACUGGUAUGGGUUCCCGAACAAUUCGGCAAUACAAUCGAGUUGCCAAUGAAAUGAUGAGAUUUGUAAACAAUACUUAUGAAUAUGAUGAAUCAAAUUCAAAUGAUAAUCAAUGGUAUAAACAUGAAUCUAGUGGAACAAAGAGAAAUGUUUUGGUCAAAAAUCAUGCUACUCAAUCACCUAAAUUUAAUCCAGUACACGCAUCGUCAACUAUUCGUAAACAACGCACUCCACACAGAAAGUCACGUUAA
Molecule: messenger RNA, 267 nt
Organism: Adineta steineri
Lineage: Eukaryota; Metazoa; Rotifera; Eurotatoria; Adinetida; Adinetidae
Source: the annotation of a GenBank genome assembly